Messenger RNA from Hippocampus comes (tiger tail seahorse), 1882 nucleotides. RefSeq names its product kelch-like family member 38b (gene klhl38b). Gene Ontology annotation, molecular function: protein binding. NCBI's taxonomy places the organism in Eukaryota, Metazoa, Chordata, Actinopteri, Syngnathiformes, Syngnathidae. The record is from RefSeq and is a predicted model, not a curated record.
CUACAAAGAGACAGCCCCCUCUGGAUCAGAGAGUCACACAGCAGCAACGCAGAGCAAAGCAGGAGAAAGUGCAAGAAAAUUGGUAGCCGUCAGUGUUUUUCUGCUGAGUGCUUGCUGCUAAUACAUUGAAGGACCCUGCAGAAGCCAGAUAUAGGGCCAAGAAGGAUGAACUGACCAGCAAUGGAGGUGUUCCACUACAAAGAUAAAGAGCAGUCAUCCAACCUCCUCCUCCAUCUCAAUAGCCUCAGACAUGAGAACAUUCUCACAGAUGUUUUAUUGUGUUCCGAAAACACAGAGAUCCCCUACCACCGCAAUGUUCUGGUCUCCAGCAGUCCCUACUUCAGAGCUAUGUUCUGUAACAACUUCAUAGAGAGGCGGCAGACCAGGAUCAAGCUGCAGGGCCUAACGUCAGCCAUCUUGAACACUAUCAUUGACUACGUUUACACCGGCCUGGCUCAUAUCAGCAUGGAUAAUGUGCUGCCUCUCAUGCAGGCCACAUCUAUGCUGCAGUAUGUUCGUCUUUUCGAGGCCUGCUCCAGUUUUUUUCAGAAUCAGCUGAGCCCUGACAACUGCUUGAGCCUGAUAAGGCUUUCAGAGCUCAUGAACUGUAACACUCUGAGAGAAAAGGCAAAGGAUAUGGCUAUGAAGCGCUUCAGUGAUGUGUUUCAUUCGGAGGAUCUGUGUGAGCUGUCCUUACCGGAGCUGACGGGCUACCUGGAGGAUGAUCGUCUCUGCGCAGAGGAGGAGCAAGUCUUUGAUACGCUUGUUGCUUGGAUCCACCAUGACCCCUUAACUAGAUGCGGCGCCAUCAAUGCACUUUUCAAGAAAGUGCGCCUUCGCCAUGUUCACCCCACCUACCUGUUCCAGUUCAUCGCCAGCGACCCUCUGAUUCAGUCAUCCGCCCUCUGCAUCGAGCUCAUUGAAUCAGUUCGACGUCUCAUGUUUUCUGUCAGCAUCAAAUAUUUGGGGGGUUUGACAGGUGACUUUGAACCUGUGUGGGUUGCACUGAGGCGCGGCACCAACCAUGACAAUCUGGUGGUGGUAGGAGGAAGGAAGAACAAUGAGCAAAGCUCAAGAGAGAGCCAGGAGUGGAAGCGUCUGGCCAAACUUCCUAUCAGACUGUACAAAGCUUCCUAUGCGGCCCUUCACAGUGUGGUGUAUGUUAUUGGACGCCUGAAUACCAAUGCCAAAUACUGCGAAGUCUGCACAACCGUCUACACCCUCUCAUUCAAGACUAACGAGUGGCGGCUGGCCCAGCCCAUUCUGGAGCCUCGUUUUAGCCACCAGAGUGUCUCCUACCUACACUUUAUCUUCAUCCUGGGGGGGCUCGGGUUCGACAGGCACCUGACAGACAGCGUGGAACGAUACAACAGCAUGUUCAACCAAUGGGAGUCUAUGGCCCCCAUGCCAGAGGCUGUUCUUCACCCUGCUGUGGCUGCCACCAACCAGAGGAUCUACAUGUUCGGAGGGGAAGAUGCCAUGCAGAACCCAGUCCGACUCACUAAUGUUCACUUCAGGGCUAAAAAUAACUUUUUUAAAAUUUUGUAGAGCAAAUCAAUGACUCAUUAAAAUGACUCAGUGAAAUGAAAUCAAUGCCUUCAUUCGAGGAGUAACUUUCUAAUCAUUUUUUGACAGUUAAUCCCAGGAACCUGAAGGAAGGAUUUUAUCAACAAUACAACAAAUGAGUUUUGUUUUUCUUUUAAAUAUUUUUUGGAUUUUGUAAAUUUACAUUAUGGAUAGCAGCGAACUGCAUUUUGCUGCCUUGAAACAUUUUUAGUGGGGCAAUUUCAAACACAAUUACUGUAUAUAUUUCAUUUCAAAUUUAGUACUUCUGAAUGGGUUUUAUGGUCUUUUGCCAAGCGAAAUUGAUUUUAAAAAAGAA